Musa acuminata AAA Group (dessert banana) is the source of this 2402-nucleotide messenger RNA. Its product is annotated as protein indeterminate-domain 5, chloroplastic. Lineage: Eukaryota; Viridiplantae; Streptophyta; Magnoliopsida; Zingiberales; Musaceae. The transcript has 4 exons. The record is from RefSeq and is a predicted model, not a curated record. Bases 491 to 2122 code for a protein of 543 amino acids. Gene Ontology annotation, molecular function: DNA-binding transcription factor activity. Gene Ontology annotation, cellular component: nucleus.
AAGGGGGUGAGGAAUAAUAGAUGCACAAGGGGAAAGGUGGAAGAGAAAAAGGAGAAUCGUCCAUAAGGGAAGAAGAGAGGAAGAGAAGGGUCACAUGACAGCCCUUUGUUAUGUGGAUCUCCCUUCCAUGGAGUAGCACAAGAAGAAGGGGAGGAAGAGCUCUCCUUGUUCUUUAGCAGAGGUAGCAAGAGCCAGGAGGAAGAGUUUGGAGGCUUUUGUUUAGGGUUGCCUUGUUGGUGCAUAGAUCCACACUCGUGUGCUACGACUUGUGUUCUUGCUCUCUUCCUCCCUCCCUUUCUUUGGUUCUUUUCCUGUGUUUUGGAUCUGGAAGAGGAAGAGUUGGAUCGAAAGGUAGCCACGGCUUCUCUGUGGCUCUAAUUUGGACGCAUCAGUGAUCCCAUACGGAAACAGAUAGUGAGGGUAAGAGGAUCAAGAAGACCAUCGAGUGGGAGAGAAAGCGCAGUGCUGUUUUGUUGCUUUGGUUCAGGAAAUGACAAUGGCUUCGUCGUCGGUACCUUUGUUCGGAUCCAUAGAGGAAGAGAAGCAUGUCACCCAGCAGCAACAGCCACAGCCAGGCUCAGCGGUAGCUGCUAAUGCUGCUGCUCAACCAGCAGCUCCUCCUCCUCCGAAGAAAAAGAGGAACCUCCCUCGAAACCCAAAUCCUGAUGCUGAGGUAAUCGCCUUAUCCCCAAAGACGCUCCUUGCAACGAACAGAUUCAUCUGCGAAGUGUGCAACAAGGGGUUCCAGCGGGAACAGAACCUGCAGCUGCACCGGCGUGGCCACAACCUACCGUGGAAGCUGAAGCAGAAGAACCCCAAGGACGUCCGCCGCCGUGUGUACGUCUGCCCCGAGCCGACCUGCGCCCACCACGACCCCUCUCGCGCCCUCGGCGACCUCACCGGCAUCAAGAAGCACUACUGCCGCAAGCAUGGCGAGAAGAAGUGGAAGUGCGACAAGUGCUCGAAGCGGUACGCCGUGCAGUCGGACUGGAAGGCCCAUUCCAAGACGUGCGGUACUCGCGAGUACCGCUGCGACUGCGGAACCCUCUUUUCCAGGCGUGAUAGCUUCAUUACACACAGAGCCUUCUGCGACGCAUUAGCACAAGAGAGCGCGAGGGUUCCAGCCAGCAUGAACACCAUCGGCAGCCACUUCUAUGGCAACACCGGAAUAAAUUUGGGCCUUCCUCACUUGAAUUCGCAGCUCUCCACCUUGCAAGAUCAAACACAUCCAUCAGCAGAUCUUCUCCGGCUUGGCGGAAAUGGCAACGCUAUGCAGUUCAAUCACCUCACGGUGCCGUCCUUCCGACCACCACCGCCACCUCAGUCUGCCCCGUUCUAUCUUGGUGGCGGCUCAAGCCAAGACAUCAAUGAGAACACUCAAUUGCUACAAAGCAAACCAUUCCAUGGCUUCAUGCAACUGCAACACCUUCAAACCAACACCGAAUCUUCAUCCCCCUCGGCUGCCGCAGCUGCUACUAAUCUUUCCAAUCUUGGUAUCUUCUCUGACAGCAGCAACAGGAGCGCCGUCACCAACAGCAGCAACGUAGCAAUGAACCAGAAUGCUCAUCUACUCGUCUCUGAUCCAUUUAACACUGCUGGUGGAAGCAACGGGCCAAACGCAAUCUUUGCAGGAAAUAUCGUGGGCAACAAUCUUAUUGAUGCAAACAUGUCUCCUAUGUGCAACAACUCGGUGAGCAAUGAAUCAAUGCCACCACAUAUGUCGGCAACUGCACUUCUUCAGAAGGCUACUCAAAUGGGUGCAACAUCCAGUUGCAUCAGUGCGAGCUCCUCGCUCAGAGGAGUCGGCAGCUUAUAUUCUAGCGCUGCAAAGAAUGCAGGUUCUCGGACUGUCUUCGAUGGCGUAGAGAGCGAGAGCCAUUUCCAAGACCUCGUGAAUUCUCUCACUAACGAAACCAGUGGCAUACUGAGUGGUGGAAACCAGCAAGAAACCGGGUUCAGCGGCUUCGGAGCCACUGACAGGUUAACUCGAGACUUUCUUGGGGUUGGCAGCAUGAUGAGGAGGAUGGGAGGAGUUCUAACGCAAAGGGAGGAACAACAUCUCGGCAUCGACAUGGCCUCUUUGGAUCCGGAACUGAAGUCAGUCUGCAACAAGCGUUACUGAAGACAAGGCAGACUUGGUAGGUAUGCAACUCGACUUGGCCAAUACUGGGAGAGAAAGCUGCUGCUGUAGUCACUUUCCUUACUGUCACUGCGAAACCAGUUUAGCAGGAGCCAAAUAACUGCAGCUUGUCCCAGCUUCAAGCUAAAGGACUGUGUUAUACGCAAUCUUAACCUGCAAUAUUUCCUUUCUAAAUUGUCUUUCUCCUUCUUUAGCUUUGUUGCUAUUGGACAAGAACUCUUUAAGUCUAUUGAAGCUAAUGAAAGCUUUCCUUCAUGGGUUA